Messenger RNA from Punctularia strigosozonata HHB-11173 SS5, 6416 nucleotides. Its product is annotated as polyphosphoinositide phosphatase. The transcript has 17 exons. The record is from RefSeq and is a predicted model, not a curated record. Gene Ontology annotation, biological process: phosphatidylinositol dephosphorylation. Gene Ontology annotation, molecular function: phosphatidylinositol-3,5-bisphosphate 5-phosphatase activity. Lineage: Eukaryota; Fungi; Basidiomycota; Agaricomycetes; Corticiales; Punctulariaceae. The coding region runs from base 5 to 2602 and encodes 865 amino acids. Gene Ontology annotation, cellular component: intracellular membrane-bounded organelle.
GUCCAUGCAGAGCCCUGACCGUCAGCUUCAACCCAAUCAAUAUGCUGGCACAUCUAAGCGUUCGACUAUCGGCUCGGGCUCGUCACCUGAAUCCCAAUCCUUGUCGCUCGCCUUCAAUAAGUUCACCUUAUACGAGAACCGCGUACGCUUCUACAUAGUGGCCUCGAACGUUUCGGAUUCACGUCACCGUAUCGUCAAAAUCGAUCGUACAACCCAAGAGGAGCUCACUGUCGUCGAAGAUGAAUCUGUGUACACAGGGAAGCAGAUGAGUGGCGUAUUAAAGAUGCUGGACGACGGAAACAAGCAUUCCGGAGGACUGGGUAAAGCGCGAGUGAUCUUCGGGGUUGCUGGUUUUGUUAGGUUCACCGCCGGGUGGUACAUGGUUAUAAUCACGAAGCGGUCGCAGGUCACUUUAUUAGGCGGCCACUACGUUUAUCACUGUGAACAAACGGAGAUGCUACCCGUACCUUUCAAUCACAAAAUCGAAAAGGCAGCGGAGGAGCAGAAGUUGAUCAACACAUUUAAGCAAGUCGACAUGUCCAAGAACUUCUUCUUCAGUUAUACCUACGACCUAACACGCACGCUACAACAAAACAUGACAUAUCCGAAUCCCAACUCUGACGGCAAAGCGAGCUUCAAUGAUCGCUGGACCUGGAACUAUCAUCUGCUAACGGCGGCAUUCAACCCAGACGUGGCCGGCGGCGUCAGGCAAUCCCCUUGGAUGAUACCCCUCAUGCAUGGGCAUGUCGAUCAGGCAAAAUUGACCAUACUGGGUCGGGUCGUAUACGUGACCCUCAUCGCGCGCAGGUCACGGCAUUUUGCAGGCGCUCGCUACCUGAAACGCGGGGUGAACGACGAGGGCAACGUUGCCAACGAGGUGGAAACGGAACAGAUCGUGUCUGAAGCCCUCACGACCGCCUUCUACCACCCCGGACAUCCCGAGAAGACAGAAUCACUCGCCGCACGAAGACGACCGUCGCCUUUCUACACGAGUUACGUCCAGUAUCGCGGGAGCAUACCUAUCUAUUGGACUCAGGAGGUGAACGCGAUGAGCCCUCGGCCGCCUAUCGAAAUCAGCGUUGUCGAUCCCUUCUUCACCCCGGCUGCUCGGCACUUCGACGAUCUUUUCAGACGCUACGGAACUCCUAUUACAGUCCUCAACCUUAUCAAGGAACGCGAACCCCAACCCCGCGAGUCCAAACUACUGGACGAAUAUACACAGUGCAUCAAAUACUUGAAUCAGUUUCUUCCACCAGAGAAGAAACUGCGGUAUCGCGCUUGGGACAUGUCAAGAGCGUACAAGGAAAAGACGAAAGACGUGAUCAGCUACCUCGAGGACUUCGCCGAGGAAUCGAUCCAGUCGACGGGAUUCUUCCAUUCUGGUCCGGAACCAUUUGCCCAUAGCCUCCGCAGCAAUCCUGAAUCGUCUUCCGAAAAUACUUGGCGCGACCACAUCUCCCUGCAGAACGGUAUCUGCCGCACAAACUGCGUUGAUUGCCUGGAUAGAACCAAUGCCGCGCAGUUUGUCUUCGGCAAGCGCGCGUUCGGACACCAGCUGUAUGCAUUGGGCGUCGUAGAUAGCCCCAAUCUGGCGUUCGACUCAGACGCAGUUAACAUGCUCACCGAGAUGUAUCACGAUCACGGAGACACAAUCGCCCUCCAGUACACAGGCAGUGCCCUCGUGAAUCGGGUCGAGACGUAUCGCCGAAUGCCGCAUUGGAACAGCCACUCGAGGGAUCUUAUCGAGAAUUUCCGAAGAUUCUACACUAACUCCCUCCUUGAUGCCGAUAAACAGAAUGCCAUCAAUCUGUUCCUGGGAGUUCAAAGCGAGCGGCCAACGUCAAGCCCGCCGAAACGUGGCGGGUAUCGAAAUUGGUUCAACCCCGCGCACCUCGAGAUCGCGUAUCCUCAGGAUAAAUGCGAAGAAGGUCUACAGGAGUUCGCACGUACGAAGGCAGACUUUUGGAUUGAAUAUUAUCGGCCGCUGCUGUUCACGUCCUUGGGGAAGCACUUUGCAUACUCCAUGAAUAGUACCCUCAAGCUGCCUGGUAAGACAGUGAAGGAUAUCUACCGGAGUCCGUUCCUGCCGCAUCAUAUUCCAACCCAUCCACCGAGGCUCAUGCAGGGCGUUCGACGUUGGAUGGGCUCACAGAACAAUUCUCAUGCACUGAAAGGUUCGAGCAAGGCAAUCGUAGAGACCGACACCAGUCGCUCUCGUCCGGAGGCAAUUACCGAUCCACGCUCGACCGAAGACCUUGCAGUUGCGUUACUCAAUCCCACGGUUCCCGAUGACGAAGAGGCGGAAUACGAAGUGUACAUUGGCCAGUAUGCCAAGAUGUUGGACGGGCCCGACACUCUACCUGAAAGAAAAGAUAUGCUCAUCUAUCAGAAAGCCCUUCGCGCUGGUAUCGGUGAGAUCCCGGACGCUGAUCUCGAUAAGCUAGACCCGAAGGUGGGGUCUUUCGUCGCCGUGAAGGACACACGAGGAGAGAGCGUGAGACCCACGUUCCCGUACGACAAGUGGACUGUCCUCUUCGACCGAUCAGGCGGGUUUUCUUGGGACCGAUACCUGCCACCAUCUCGGCAGGCCCCUUCAGUGUAGCUUUGCGGAAGUGACCAAUUCGCAAUGUCAUGGAGUUUUUCAUGCUAGGUAGAAUUCGCAAUGUAUGAUACACCAGACAUCGCUAGCACGACAUUAAUAGCAACCGUCAAACUGUAGUACUUACAUUAUGAACAUGGCAAAGGCAUACAAAUAGUUAACCGUCAUUGAAGGAAGGGAAAGUACACAUUGCGUAGUUGAUCACGAUUUAAGCGUUCCGAUGUGGGAAUCGUCGGGGAGGCAUAUAUCUAUGCCGUAUCUUCUGUAGCCGUCGUCGUUUGUCCACCAGCCUAAACGUACCCAGUAACCCGUGAGAAGUUUCUCCAAAUCUGUACGAUUUAGUGACUGCGCCGCGCCGUCUUGGAGAGACCGUAGGGAUGAGAACCGGCUGCCGGCAAGGAGGCUCAUACGGGCUGCGAUAGAGAAUGGCGGGGAUGGAAUGAACGACGUGGAAGGAAUGGUAACCGAUACGACUAUGACAGCCAGAAGGGCUGCGCCGAGUAAGCCCUCCAAGGCCCGUGUUGGGCCUUCGUCCAUCAUAAUCCGAGUCUGCGAAUACGUGUAGGUGCCAAGCACCUUGCGAGCGGGAUCCGUCGCAUUGAACGGCACGCGUAGGGACUGGCUAGCGAAAAGCGCCCAAUACGUGCGCCAAGCGCUCUUGGUCCAGUUGGUGAAAGUAUCGAUGUCCCACUCUGAUAAAGGCACGUCGGAGUGCUUGGCUUGCAUCAUCUCCAUCCAAAACGAUUGGCCGAACGAGUUAUUCCCAGGAGACGGCACGAAGUCGAUCGCGCUGAGAUUUCCGAGACUGCUCAAUUCAGGCAUGUAGCUUUGAAAAGUGUCCACAUUCGUCUGAUUUUGUUGGUCGGACAAGCUGAGGAUUUCGAAGGAAGAGUUCGACACGGAUAUAUGGGCCAGCAUGCUCGAGCUCGUCAUGCUGUAAUUGCAACCCAGCACAUACGAAUCCAGUUCGCGACUGGAACCAUUGUUGGGGGCGGAUGCUUCCCCGAAAAUCCACAUCUCCUGCCAGCAAGUUGCGACAUCGUCACCGAAGUAGCCAGCUCCGUCAGGAAGCUCGAUCGUCGUGGAGCACGCAUCCCCAAAUUCAGGGAAGUCAAUCUGGACCCACUGGUCCGAAAUUUGACUGAAGGUAUAAGUCAGGUUUCGGCAGUUGAAAAGAUCGGCCUCCAGCACGGGAACCCGCAGGUAAACCUCCGAACCGCCUGACAAUGACAUGGCCGCGGAUAGAUCAACAUCUCCGAUCGCGUAGUCGGAGGUCGUCCAGUUGGGAUAGGCCAUUCCGUACGAGUCGAUCUCGGUCAGAGCGAGGAGCAUGUCGUUCGCAUAAUACAGGUAAAGUCCUUCCGAAUCCACAGCAAAGUCGAAUGCCGUAUUGAAAGAGGAGUUGACCUCGAAGGUCAUGGGAGCGGUAUGAGUCACUGUGUCCGUAACGAAGAUGCCGGCGACUAAGAUCUUCGCGGCUUGAACGAAGAUGAGUGCGAGUGUUCCGAUUGCCACCGAUCGUUCGCCUUGACGCAACGCGGUCCAUGUUAUCGUGGCCGGUCCAUGGUGGAUCAGGUCUUGUGCCAAAGUGCGUGCGGAUUGUGGACGUUUGUGCAGGCUUGCAUACUGAGCGACGGCACGGGUGUUAAAGUCCAAGGCGCCGAUCGCCGCGCCAAUGACGAGAAGUACCACGGGAGAGAUGUAAGACCAGAAGUAUCGAUUCGAGCGAUCGCGGGAGUCGUAGUCAGCUAGGCCGUGAUGCUUUCGGUCACGUCGUAACAGGAUUUCCAGUGCUGCUAUUGUUGCCACCAACAGGCAAACGAUAACGGCCUUGACCAGUGGGUGUAGAAUAACCGGUUUCCAGAAUGUCGGUUCUCGAUCACACUCUAUCACCUCGUCCGAAGUAGGAAACGAGUCUGUCGUAACGCCGUACCGGCCAUCCACCUCCCGUGCCCUGAAGGAAGCUUGCUUCAACUCUUCGGUCAUACGCUUCUCACUGGCGGAACCAAGAGGGAGAAGUAGGCGAGCCAAGGCGGAGUCCGCAGUCACGAUAGUUGCCAAUGAAGCAAGGGAUGCCGGAUCGCUCGGGAGGCGCGUUUUGGGCCGAAUGAAGCUGAGCGUUGUAGCAGCGAUCGCAAGGAAAGCCAAUGCGCCCUGGAGGAUUCGAAAGGAGGCAUCCAAAGCGACAAUACGCCGAGCUUGUACCCGUGCCUGUCCCUGCAUGUUAUUCUGGGCGGAGACGAGAUACGUCACGGGAGCGACAUAGGGAAAGAUGUCCUCGAAGGUUCGCGUCGAUGCGGACGCGAGCUUGACCGAAUCGAGCAUGUCUUCGUACGAGAGCUCGCCGAUGAACUUGAUAAGAUGCAUCCAGGACGACAUGUCAUCGGUAUCCGUGGUGUUGACCCCCGCUUGCGAGUGCCAUGGCCACAUUGCGAGGCCAUUAGACGGGAUCGUGGAGUCCAGCCAACCGAUGAGCAGGGAACCGUUAGUCGGGGAGACCUCCGUUCCCCUAUCUAAGGCUGCUGGCGCCGGGUCGUUCAUGAACGAUCCACUACUUGCGUUGACAGAAGCGCUGACAAUGUGUUUCGUGAACGUCGGGCGACAUACUGUCGCUGAUCCAGCGAGGAAUGACGUGUCGUUGUACUUGACGGUCGUGAUAAUGUUGGACACGUUCCCCGCACAGGGCAUCUCUACGACUUGCCCGUAGUACACUACAUCCUGAUCUUGAGUCGUGCCCCCACAUCCGCCAUUAUCGCCCUCCAACAAACAGCUCGUCACGUUCAUCAACCGAUCGCAGCCACCGUACGAGAGCUUGACUUGCAUGGCGGCGAAAGUGUCCGUGAUUUCAGGAAUUUCAGGGUCGUCGACCACAGUCCAUUGAUACAUGCCAGCGUCCGAGACGGAGACCUCCUCACAUGAUAGCGAAGCGCUGAAAGCGUCCGUCUGGCCUAGGACUUGGGUGCUCUCGCCAUUGAGUACCGCUUCCGAGGCGAAAGGAGUGAUCGCCCACUGAGCCGUGGUCCAGUCCGGAUAGGGUAGAGAGUACGUGAUCCCGGCCAAAUAUUUGUACAGGAAGGCAAGGUCGUCCAGAGUUCCGUUGAAGGUGGCGAGAUCGUACUUGGACGACUGCGUCAACCGAACGUUAUCGAAAGUGGACGUCUUCGUCUCAAUCGUCCAAAGCGACGCGGCGGCUACGUUCGCAACGAUGACCAGCAGCGAGCCGAUCGCGGCGAGGAGGAUGGACCAAUGUCGUUUGCGCACCGCCUGGACCAUAGCCGACGCUGGGUUCUUCCCCACGUAGUCGAGCAGGAGCGAGUCCGAAGCGGGACAGGAGCGACCCUCCAUGGCGGCCCAAGGGACGAGCUUCUUGAUUUCGACAUCGUACGACUUCCACAGCCAGCCGAACAGGACGGUGAGGACGACGGGGACGUAUGUCAUGGAGCCAUGGAUCGAGGUUGAGGGAAUCGUGAAUCCGUCGCGAGCACGGGAGAGUCGGAUCAAGGCUUCCAAGGCUCCUAUCGAUGCGAGGAGGGAGAGAACGAAGAUGAUGAUCGUUGCGGGCCGCAGGAUCCAUGGCGUCCACGGGGAUCGUGCAAUGAAACUUCUUCGACUCGACGCGGUGUCUAAAGGAAGGAACGAGGGCAAUAUCGAGAGUGCGUUUUCUUCCUGACCUUUCUCGUUGUAAUCGCCGGUACCGGCCAACGGCGAGGCCGGAGGCCUAUUGGGGACGAAGGAUAGGAGCGGGAGCCCUUCAGCUCGCGAUGGCGACGACUGAUGAUGAGGUUCCAUGGACGCCGGACUCGACGGUGGGGGAGGG